UAAUAGCAUCAGCAGCCUGCAGCCUGACGCAACCUACGGCAGCCAUCGACUAAUAAUCGCUGCCUGCUGCAGUUUGACAUCGUCGAAACUGCCAAGUUUAAAUCGAUCGGAAAAAUGCAUCGAGAGCCAGAUAAGUCUACGUCGCGAAAUUUUUGCUAUUGGAUGCGAAGCAAUUGAAAGAGCGAAAGCUUGUGUGACUGGUACCGCGUAGCAUGUCUGUACAAUUGCUAGAGAGGAGGAUACGUAACGAUAAGUCGGACACUGAUUGCAGUUGAGUCUUGCCGUAUACUCACGUAGUUAUUUUGAUUCGCCAGAGAUGUCGAAUAAUCAUAAGCUCGCUCGUCGAGAGAGGAAAGCUCCGGGCAAAGUUAAGACAGUCGCGCUCCGCUCCGAUGCUGCUGCGAGCGCACGCGGGCGACCUAACCUCAUCACUGAGCCCGCCAGUUUUCGAAAGCACGAUGGGCAACGACACCGACAGAGUGCCGAGUCUGAUGCCGAGCUGGCCGAGGCGCGACGAGAUGCCUCAAACGCUGCUGGAGCUAAAGUUUGAGCUGAAGCUCGAUUGAGUUGGCCGUAAUGUGUACAGUACGAUGUACCGUCGAUACCCGUGUACCCUGUCUUUGGAAGCUCGGCUGCAAAGACUAUCGCGGCAGAUCGCAGUUGCCACGUGAAGAAGCGCGCUUACGACAUUUGAUGGGCAAGAAGAAGGAAAGUGAGCCGUGGGCCGAUAGAAACAGCCUGAGGAGAAAGAUCGACGCGGUAAGGACGGCUUUCAGAAAGGAAGCAUCCCCGAACCAUCGAUUUUUAAGUCGAGCCACUCGCGCCUUCGUCCUCGUCAUCCCGUGGCUAUUCACGGCGCAACUCACGAUGACCAGUAUGUGUGGAAAUCAUCGUUUCCCAUGCACGGAUCUCGAUCGAUUCGGUGUAUACGUGGCGGCAAAGCUCAAAAGAUUGUCGAGCGAGCAGAGCAUCAUUGCGGAGAAGGUCAUCGCCGAGGUACUCCUGAGAGCCAAUCUUGGCACGCUCGAGGGAACUACCACUUUGACCGAGGCCACGACGACUAUUAGUUAG
Molecule: messenger RNA, 1071 nt
Organism: Phymastichus coffea
Lineage: Eukaryota; Metazoa; Arthropoda; Insecta; Hymenoptera; Eulophidae
Exons: 3
Coding region: 577-1071 (164 amino acids)
Source: RefSeq, a predicted model, not a curated record